Molecule: messenger RNA, 1841 nt
Organism: Xyrauchen texanus (razorback sucker)
Lineage: Eukaryota; Metazoa; Chordata; Actinopteri; Cypriniformes; Catostomidae
Product: tubby-related protein 1-like
Exons: 10
Coding region: 164-1234 (356 amino acids)
Biological process (GO): protein localization to cilium
Cellular component (GO): cilium
Molecular function (GO): actin filament binding
Source: RefSeq, a predicted model, not a curated record
UGAUGGGGAGAGCACGCCUCAGAAGAAGACGAAAAAAAAGUCUUCAAAGGAAAGUUGUGAUGGAAAAGAAAAGGAGAAAGACAAGAAGUCUAAAUCUAAAGAUGUUAAAGAGGACACAGACAGUAAAGGAAAAUCAAAAGCCAAGAAGAAGGAGCCAGUCUCCAUGUUUCAGAUAAAUGGAGACAAGCCGGAAACCAGGAGUAAAAAGAAAGCUGCCAAAUCUGAGAGUGAGGAUGAGAGCGAACCAGAAACUAAAAGCAGCAAGACGAAGAAGAAAAGCAGCUCAAAUCCAGCGUCCAUGUUCCAGACCGGAGGAGACAAAGACAAGGACAAAAAGACCAAAACCUCCAAGAGUUCUGCUAAAGCAGAAGAGAGUGAAGAAUCAGAUUCAGACGUGGCACAGAAGAAGAAAAAGGGAAAGGGGAAAAAAAGCAAGAAGGAGGAAAGGGCACCUUCUCCCAUCAUCGAGUUUGACAACCUGGAGGAGUUUGUACUUCAACCUGCACAACAAGGCGUCACUGUAAAGUGUAAAGUGACCCGUGACAAGAGAGGAAUGGACAAAGGCAUUUAUCCAACAUACUACCUGCACCUGGACAACGAGAAAAAAGUAUUUUUGUUAGCGGGGAGGAAGAGGAAGAAGAGCACAACCUCAAAUUACCUGAUCUCCAUCGACCCCACUGACCUCUCCAGAGGUGGAGAAAACUUCAUCGGGAAGUUGAGGUCCAAUCUGAUGGGAACUAAAUUCACAGUGUUCGAUAAUGCAAUGCAUCCGGACAGAGCGCUCCCUGACAUGUCUAAUGCACGACAGGAAUUAGCGGCCAUUAUAUACGAAACAAAUGUUUUGGGCAUGAAAGGACCAAGACGAAUGAUUAUAGUUGUCCCCGGCAUGAACAAAGAUGGUGAACGGGUGCCCAUACGACCACGUAGUGACAAUGACGGUCUCCUCAUGAAACAUCAAAACAGAAAUAUGGAGAACUUGAUAGAGCUGCGCAAUAAGACGCCAGUGUGGAAUGAAGAGACUGCGUCACACGUGUUAAACUUCAAUGGCAGAGUCACACAGUCGUCCAUCAAAAACUUCCAGAUUGUCCAUAACAAAGACCAGGACUACAUUGUGAUGCAGUUUGGGAGAAUUGCCGAUGACGCCUUCACUCUGGACUAUAAAUAUCCUCUGUGUGCCGUGCAGGCGUUUGCAAUCGCGCUUUCCAGCUUUGAUGGCAAAAUCGCCUGCGAGUAAAAGAACCAAGAUUGAUAUCUUUCUGUGAUUUUGUCACAUGCAACAAAUGGGAAACAUUGUCACUCAGCAAGAGCUCUAUGUACACCACGAAAAGACUAAAACUCAUAAACCUGAGAAUGAUAUUAUAGCCUCUGGGGUUACAUGAUUUGACAUGCCGUACAGAGAACUGCUGAGGUCCUGAGUGGUUAUAUCCUCUCAAAAAACUCUUUAAAAUGCACUCAAAUCUAAUAAUGAGUAUAUUGGAUGAAGGACAGAGUGUAUUGAGAUUAUUUUGAGAGUAUUAAAGAUGCAAAUGACCUCUGGUGGUGAGGAGGUCACAUUACACUCGGUAUGUGCUCGACAGAGUUGAGUAAAAGUUCAAAAAGGAGACAUGUUUAUGCUUGACAGUUGUCACCAGAAAUUUGAGUAAUUUUAUGUUUAGAUUAACUAUACAGUGUAAUGAAAAGAAAUGUAUUUCAGUGUUGUACUUCAUGUUUCAAACCAGAAAUCAGCAUUAUUACCAUACCACAGGGGUCUUAAACUAAGAAAGAUUCAUACGGUCCCCCAACAUAGCAUUUAAAGAAAUUACUUUUAAUUAAUUGCUAAAUUAAGUUACAAGGAAAAUAAA